Symphalangus syndactylus (siamang) is the source of this 6430-nucleotide messenger RNA. It is a transcript of the gene GOLGA6B, whose product is annotated as golgin A6 family member B. Lineage: Eukaryota; Metazoa; Chordata; Mammalia; Primates; Hylobatidae. Gene Ontology annotation, cellular component: Golgi cis cisterna; Golgi apparatus; Golgi cisterna membrane. Gene Ontology annotation, biological process: Golgi organization. The record is from RefSeq and is a predicted model, not a curated record. Gene Ontology annotation, molecular function: protein binding.
AGAAGGGCCGGCCUGCCAGGGUGCAGUGGCUCAUGCCUGUAAUCCCAGCACUUUGAGAGGCCAAAGUGUGCAGAUGACCUGAGGUCAGGAGUUCGAGAUCAGCAUGGCCAACAUGGUGAAACCCUGCCUUUACCAAAAAUACAAAAAAGCUGGGUGUGGUGAUGCGUGCCUGUAGCCCCAGCUACUUGGGAGACUGAGGCAGGAGAAUUGCUUGAACCCGGGAGGUGGAGGUUGCAGUGAGCCAAGAUUGCGCCAUUGCACUCCAGCCUGGGCAACAGAGCAAGACUCCGUCUUUUAAAAAAAAAAAAAAAGAAGGGCUGGUCUGAUGAGAUGUCACUUGAGCAGAGAGUGGAAUGAAAUAAAGGUUAGCAAGCCACAUAGAGAGUGCAGCGGGAGCAAGGCUGGUGUCCCUGAGCAGCAGCAGGGAAGCUGGAGUGGCUGGAGUUGUGUGGGUAUGGGGAAGAAGGGAGAGAGGUCACUCGUCUCUGUGAGGCCCAGGACUUUGUUUUAUCCCCUGCUGUACCCCCAGCACUUAGAGUGGGAGCUAGCACAGAGAAGGCACUCAAUUGAUGUUUGCUGAGCAGAUGAAUGCCUGGAGUAGACCUCAGAGCAGGGUUUGGUGGCAGGGUGGGUCAGGGAGAGAGUUAACUCAACAGCCUGGUGAUAGGGGAGAACAAGUGGCCAGAGGGUAUCCAUCUAUGUCGGGGACCAGGGGUCCCUGCUGGGCAGCAGUGUGGGAGACACACGGAUCCUGGCCACACCUCAGACCUCCCUCCAGCCUGAUUACCUGCCUCCCUCCCUUGCAGAGGUUCCGGUUCUGUGGUGAUCUGGACUGUCCCGACUGGGUCCUGGCAGAGAUCAGCACGCUGGCCAAGAUGUCCUCUGUGAAGUUGCGGCUGCUCUGCAGCCAGGUACUAAAGGAGCUGCUGGGACAGGGGAUUGAUUGUGAGAAGAUCCUGAAGCUCACGGUUGAUGCUAAGUUUGAGUCAGGCGAUAUGAAGGCCACAGUGGCAGUGUUUUUCAUGCUCUCCGGUGCGGCCAAGCACAGUGUCGAUGGCGAAUCCUUGUCCAGUGAACUGCAGCAGCUGGGGCUGCCCAAAGAAGUACAGAGGAACCUGGUGCCGGCUGCAGUCAACCUCGAUGUGAUGAUCUUUCUACCCACCCUCUUUGGCGUCUUGUUGCAGGCUGCUGUCUUUGGCCAGCUAAAAGAAUAUCAGCAGAGGAACAGCCCUGCUGUUCCAGCAGGAGCGAAGACAAAAAAGAAAAAAACUGGCAGUAGCCCUGAGACAACCACUUCUAGUGGUUGCCACUCACCUGGGGAUAAACAGCAGAAGGAACAACUGGAACAUCAGCUGGAAGAAGCAAAGAAAGCAAACAAUGAAAUACACAAAGCACAAAUGGAGCAGUUAGAGGCAAUCAACAUCCUCACGUUGGAAAAGGAAGACUUGAAGACCGCCCUUUACCAUACUAAACGUGCUGCCCAACACUUCGAAGAAGAGUCCAAGGAUCUGGCUGGCCGCCUGCAAUGCUCCUUACAGCGUAUUCAAGAAUUGGAGCGGGCUCUCUGUGCUGUGUCUACACAGCAGCAGGAAGAGGACAGGAUGAGUCCAACCGGCUGCCCCAUCCCCUGGCAGCCUGGCUUCCCAGAUGGAGGAUCCUUGAGCUGCAGUGAAGCGAUCCUCCAGCGGCAGUUACAGCAGACCAUAAAGGAGCGGGCGCUGCUGAAUGCCCAUGUAACACAGGUGACAGAGUCACUUAAACAAGUCCAUCUACAAAGAGCGGAGUAUGCUCAUUGUAUAAAAGCAGAGAGGGCCCGGUGGCAGGAGAGGAUGAGAAAAGUGUUGGUGGAGACUCUCCUAUUGAAGGAGGAGAAGAAGCAUGACAUACAUGGGAUACAGGAGCUGGAGAGGAGCUUGUCCGGCCUCCAAAAUCAGAUGGCUGAGCCCCCAUCCCUGGCGCCCCCAGCAGUGACCUCUGUGGUGGAGCAGCUACAAGAUGAGGCCAAACAGCUGAGGAAGGAGGUGGAGGGUCUGGAGGGAAAGCUCCAAUCCCAGGUGCAAAACAAUCAGGCCUUGAGUCUCCUGAGCAAGGAACAAAAGCAGAGGCUCCAGGAGCAGGAGCAGAGGCUCCGAGAGCAGGAGGAGCAGAGGGCGCGGGAGCAGGAGAGACUGUGUCAACAAAAGGAAAUGCUACGGGAGCAGGGCGAGAGGCUGCGAAAGCAGGAGCAGAGGCUGCGAAAGGAGGAGGAGAGGCUGCGAAAGGAGGAGGAGAGGCUGCGAAAGGAGGAGGAGAGGCUGCGAAAGCAGGAGGAAAGGCUGUGGGUCCAGGAAGAGAGGCUAUGGGAGAAGGACGAGAGGCUACAGAAGCAGGAGGAGAGGCUGCGAAAGCGGGAGGAGAGACUCGCGCUCUCCCAGAACCGCAAGCUCGACAAGCAGCUGGCCGAGCCACAGCGCGGCUUCGAGGAUCUGAACAACGAGAACAAGAGCGCACUGCAUUUAGAGCAGGGAGUAAAGAAGCUGCAGGAGAAGCUAGACAAGGAGCACCUAGAAGCUGCCAGCCAGCGGAACCAACUGCUGGAGACCCAGUUGAGCCUCAUGGCUCUCCCUGGAGAAGGAGAUGGAGAACAUCUGGACAGUGAGGAGGAGGAGGCGCCUCGGCCCACGCCAAACAUCCCGGAGGACCUGGAGAGCCGGGAGGCCACGAGCAGCUUUAUGGACCUCCUGAAGGAGAAGGCGGACGGGAAGGAGCAGGUGGAGAAACUAGAGCUUGAAGUCAUCCAGCCCUCUGGAGCGACAGAUGGCAUGAGAGAGUCCUUCACCGUAUAUGAAAGCCAGGGGGCAGUGCCAAACACGCGGCACCAGCAGAUGGAGGAUGUCAUCAGGCUGGCCUGGAACAAGGAGAUCAAGCUGCUGGAGCUGCUGGAGCUGCAAGAUCUGGUGUUGCCCCUUGUGGGCAACCACGAGAGUCAUGGCAAAUUCCUCACCGCUGCCCAGAACCCUGCUGAUGAGCCCGCUCCAGGGGCCCCAGCCCCCCAGGAACUUGGGGCUGCCGGUGAGCAGGAUGAUUUUUAUGAGGUGAGCCUGGACGACAGCGUGGAGCCUGCACCAGGAGCGGCCAGGGAGGGUUCUCCCCAUGACAACCCCACUGCACAGCAGAUCGUGAAGCUGCUUCCUGUAAUGCAGGACACCCAGGAGCACCCAGGCUUGCCUAGCAAACCCUGCGUGCCAUUCUUUUACCGGGCAGCCAAGAACAGGGAGACAAACAUCAUCAUCAUCUAAGAGCUGGUCAAGAAAUUUAAAAACAACAACAAAAAGUGAUGGGGUUAAUCUCCUACACAAUUCAUUUACUCCAUUUGAAUGUUAGAGCCACUCACAUUUAUUUGUGUUUCUAAUUUACCGUUUAAAUUUAUUUGUAAAAAGUUAAGGGAGAGUUGGUCUUUCCCUGAUGUUCACUCUGGCAUCCUUUAGCAUUUUUGUUUUUAAUUUGAUAAUUGUAGGUCAUUAGCACGCAGAUCGAGUUUGCCCUUAGGUGGUGGGAAUUCAAACACACAAAGACCCACUAUUUGCACAAAACUAUUCUUACUGGUUUGGAACAGGCUGCCAUGCUUUUUUAAUGUUAUUGCAGCAUGUAUAUUCAUUACAGAAUUCAGAUAAAAUUUGCUUAUAUUCUGCUAUUACAUUUGAUUGAAUCUUAACCACAGUGAGCUCUUCAUUAGCUCAAUAUGUGGCUUGCCCUCAAGUGCGCGUCGUUUAUUACUUUGUAAUAUGCCACUGUGAGUACUGACCUUUAGAGUUGUUUAAAGGCUGAGAACUGGAAACAGCCUUUCUCCUAUUUUCUGUGUAUUGGGGAUGGGAAUAAUAACAUUUUGGGGAGCUUUUUAAAUCUCACGGAAGAGGAAAGUGGCCUGCUCUGGCAGGUGUGUGCAGGAUAGAGUGUUUCAUUUGUUCUGGUGCCAAGAAUGAGCGCUGUACUAUGGUAGUUCCCUUAGGAUUUGUAUGUGCUCUGGGCUCAUGAGGAUAUUGCAUCAUGAGCUGCAGCAGUUGUACCCUUUCUCGAUGACCUGAAAAGGGAUUAUUUCUGAGGAAUGAAAGGCUCCCAUCAUUGACUGUGGAUGUGGAAAACCUUUUCUAGCUUAGAGCGUUUAUAUCUACAAUACAUUUUAAAGUCAGAGUUCAUGUUACCUGUUUUAAUCACAUGAGUAUAUGUCCCAGUCCACAAAAGGGCACUGGUUGGCAUUCUUCUUAAUGUAUUUAGUAAAGAUUGUAAGAAAUCCUUUAAGAGCUUAAAUGUCCCUGGAAGAGGCAUACAGGCUCUAGUCAAGAAUGAAUUCGAGUGAAGGAAAGCUGUGUGACACUUGGCUUUCCUCUAUGUUCAUGGAGCUUCUUUGAGGCUAGAAGAUUGGUUUUUACCAUCUAGACCUCUCUGGCUCAUACCUAUUCGUCAGCCACAUUGGUUACUCUGACAUAGGAAUUUACUUCUUUUCUUUGAAUGGAAAACACUUUAAAAAUAAUAACAACCAUUAUUAUAAACCAAUAUAUGUGAGAGUACUUAGUUGAAACAAAAAGGAGUUUUAGUAGACAGUACUAUACUACAUAUGAAAAUCAAGGCGAAGUUUAUGCAACUUAAAAUGUUUACAAGCCACAAUGCAAUCUAAUGUUUGUGAAUGUCAAAGUAUUACGAGGAAAAGUGUCUAUACAAUCACAGAGUUAUGUUUCCUCACAAAGUUCUUCACAAAGAGUGAAAUAUGUUUUUAUACCUCUUGGUUUCAGUUAGAGGCAUAUUUUGUGCCAUAUUUAUGUUAGUGUGCCUAUACAUGAUGAAUGAAUUAUUUCAGUCAUACAUUGCCUAAAUCAUGACUUUAAGAUGCUUGGGAAAGAAUCAACAGCUAAAACCUCAUGAAGUUCUAAUGUCUGUGUUCCAAAAUACAUCACAUUAUUAGGAUGCAGGGAGAGAUGUAUGUGCGCUCCCUGGGGUGGGCAUUUCUAGUUACUAGACCAUCUCCAUUUUUAGCAUUUGGCAUCCUCAUGAUGCUUUUAUAAAUAUGACAUUAAUAGGAGAGCAAUAGUACAGUUUUACAGAUGGAAUAACAGAUGUGCCUGCAUUCACUGAAAGAGUACAAAUAUUAAGUCCUUGUGACUUCAACUGACUCUUCCAAAUUGUAUGAAUUUAUCAAUAUAUUAGAUAAACUCAGUUUCAGAAUGAUAAAGAAAAACUGUUAGACCAAAUAAUGUGGCUACUUAACAGUGGCAGGAUUUCCAGCCCGAGGGUUUAAAAUGGACUUAAGGUCCUGCUCUUGCCUUUUAUUUUCUGAACUUGCCGCUUUUGCAUUCUUUGAGUUCAGUUUAAAGACAGUUACUUUAAGUCCAUUUUAAACCCUUGGGCUAGAAAUCCUACCACUGUUAAUUAGCCACAUUAUUUGGUCUAACAGUUUUUCUUUAUCAUUCUGAAACUGGGUUUACCUAAUACAUUGAUAAAUUAUUUCAAAGGUAUUUUUAUAGUUCAAAUCACUUCACUUUUACCCUGACACAUAUAAAUGACUAGGAAUGACCGUCAGAUAGAGUUCAGCAUCUGUAACCAAUCUGACAAUAAUGUGUUCAUCAGGUACCUAUGGAUUAAAUCACGCACUGGCAUAUUUAAGCUGAAUGUCAGUCUGGAAAAUAAAUGUACUAUAUUAACUGAAAUACCACUCUUUGUGUAGGUAUUUUGUCAUAUAUUUAACAAAAAACUAAAAAGAAUGGAAAUCGUGUGACAGUAACUUAAGUCUUUCUUCAAAGUGCAUGCAGUUUUUUGCAAUACCUCAUUCAGCCAAGUAUUUGUUCUCUUCCUCAUUCAGUAUAAGGCAGCUUUCAAUUUGCUUGGAAGGCAACAUUAGAAGGUUAGAGAUCAUCAGAAACAGAAUUUUAAAAUGUGAGUUUAACUGAAUAAAUGUGAAUUUCUGUAGGAAGUAAAGAAUCAAAAUACCUAUCUAAAGACUGCAAUAUAUGAUAAUUAUUUUUAAAGUAUUUGAUUAAACCUGAUAGGUUUUCUCGAAAUGAAAAAAAUCAGUUCUAAAACCAAAGCUAAUUUUUUGAAAAUGUGAAAAUGUAAAUCAGCCCUAUCCAUAAUAUAAUUUCUCUAAAACUUUAUCUUAGUCAUUUUAAAAUAAUUAUUCAAAAAUGUAACUGCUAUCUUAAUGUUUUGAAAUAAGUUAAAACAUUUUAAAUAUGAAUACUGUAGUUUAAAAGAAAGAAACCAGGGGAAGGAAAAGUAAAGAAAGAAAUGCCAAUUCCAGUCCAAAGCUUUAUUUGCCAAGUUUUCUUAGAAUGACUUUUACCUAUUUAUGAAUUCUUACAAACAGAAUGUAUAAUGGAAAUACUGACUUUUGCCUAAAGUGGCAUUGUUGACUGCUGUGAUGUUACUGUAAUGUAAUUAUUAAAUUGUUGCAAAGUGC